GGUCUAGAAGACUAAAAGUUGUAAAAGUAGUAAAAGUUAUCAUAAAGAUCAUGAACACACAUGACAUGUGUUCAUGUGUGUGACAUUCAUUUCAUGAUCAUGAUGAUUCACUUGACUCGUCUUGACUUUCACUUUGACAAAAGACAAGUCUGAAGUGGUGACAACAGACACUGAGAUAAAUGGGAUCUUACUGUCAUAGACGAUAUGUAUCAAGGCUUUUUCAAAAUUUUGUCAAGAUUCAGCCUAAAGCUAAAUCAGAUAAUGACCUAGGCCUGUCCUGUAAUAGUCACAAGUUGAUGCUGUACAAUGAUAUUGUAGCACAAAGCCAUGCUGGAGGCUUUCAUUUGUUACCUUUAGGCGUACGGGCUUUUGAAAAGUUGGUAAAACUUGUAGAUGAGGAAAUGCAGGCCAUUGGUGGACAAAAAAUUUCAAUGACAACUCUGUGUCCUGAGUCAUUAUGGAGACAAUCUGGUAGAUUAGCUGCUGCUGGAGCAGAGCUGUUCACAAUACAAGAUCGACAUAAAAAUAAUUAUUGUCUUAGUCCUACUCAUGAAGAACUAGUUACUAAACUAGUAGCAUCCAUGCCACAAAUAUCUUAUAAAUACUUGCCAAUCAGGCUCUAUCAGAUAACCAGGAAGUUUAGAGAUGAAAUGGCUCCAAGAUAUGGUCUGUUACGAGGAAGAGAAUUUGAAAUGAAAGACAUGUAUACAUUUGAUGCCAGUGAAGAAAAAGCUCUUGAAACAUACAACUUAGUUUGUCAGGCUUAUAAUAACAUUUUUGACAUGAUUGGAGUUAGAUAUGUCAAAGUGUCUGGUGCUACUGGUAUUAUAGGUGGGAAUUUAUCUCAUGAAUAUCACUAUUUGUCAGAUGUAGGUCAGGAUUCUAUUUUAUUGUGUGAUAGAUGUAAUGUACAUAUGAAUAAAGAACUAGCAGCAGAAAAUGGAAACUUACCUUCUAAAUGUCAGUUACCAGCUACUCAAUGUGAACUAUUAGAGAGAAAUGGUAUUGAGGUUGGGCAUACUUUCUAUUUAGGCACAAAAUACUCAUCUGUCUUUAAAGCCACAUAUCAAAAUCAAGAAAAAAUUAUGAAAGAAUACAGUAUGGGAUGUUUUGGAUUAGGUAUGACACGUAUCCUCCAAGCCUCGGUGGAGAUAUUAUCAACAGAAACAAGCAUUCGAUGGCCACACCUUAUUGCUCCACAUCAGUUGUACAUUAUUCCUAAAAAGGAUGGUACAAGGGCAGAUGAAUACCUUGCCAGAGCUGAAGAAAUUAGUGAUGCUUUCACACAACAGUCUCAUCUGCAAGGUGAAGUAAUUAUUGAUGAUCGAAUGUCUAUGACCAUUGGCCGUCGUCAAGUUGAUGCUGAUAGAUUGGGAUACCCAUAUAUAGUUGUUGUGGGGGUUAAGGCUCUUGAAAAUCCAGCUCUCUAUGAAGUAAUUGAUACAAACAAAGGGGAGACAAGUUUUAUGAGUUAUGAACAGUUGAUGUCCUUGGCAGAUAAAAUAAAAACCAUAUGAUAUAUUUAUUCUACACACACACCGUGACAUUUCUAAUCAUUAUCAUAAAUACAUUAUUGUAAAUAUAAACCUAUGUACAAAACAAUUUGGUUUGUAAUGUUUUUAUAUUCAAAUAAAAAGUCCUAGUUAUAUUUUGUUUUGU
Messenger RNA from Biomphalaria glabrata, 1659 nucleotides. RefSeq names its product probable proline--tRNA ligase, mitochondrial. Gene Ontology annotation, cellular component: mitochondrion; cytoplasm. Lineage: Eukaryota; Metazoa; Mollusca; Gastropoda; Planorbidae. The transcript has 14 exons. Gene Ontology annotation, molecular function: ATP binding; proline-tRNA ligase activity. Bases 180 to 1517 code for a protein of 445 amino acids. Gene Ontology annotation, biological process: prolyl-tRNA aminoacylation. The record is from RefSeq and is a predicted model, not a curated record.